This is a messenger RNA of Strongylocentrotus purpuratus (purple sea urchin), 2365 nucleotides long. It is a transcript of the gene ncaph, whose product is annotated as condensin complex subunit 2. Gene Ontology annotation, cellular component: condensin complex. The record is from RefSeq and is a predicted model, not a curated record. The coding region runs from base 129 to 2312 and encodes 727 amino acids. Lineage: Eukaryota; Metazoa; Echinodermata; Echinoidea; Camarodonta; Strongylocentrotidae. Gene Ontology annotation, biological process: mitotic chromosome condensation. Gene Ontology annotation, molecular function: chromatin binding. The transcript is spliced from 18 exons.
GCUAUAUCGGCUGCGCAUGCGCACCCACUCAAAUAUUGACAGCGCCAUUUUCAAUUCGCAAAUGUGUUUGUAAACAAGGGAAACAAUUUGUUCACUUAUUUCGACUUUUGAAUUGAGGUAACUCAGAAAUGUCGAGCACACCUCAAGGAGAGGUUCACACUCCGGUGAGCCGGAUGGCAUCCACAGCCGGGCUCUCAUCACGCUACAUCUCCCCCACCACCCGGCGGAAACCCAACCCCCUAACCAGCCAGUCGUCCAUCCUCUCCAACUUUGCAGAGAAUGACGAUGCGGCGGAGAAGAGGCAGAGGAGGCACUCGCGUGUUAUGGAGAUGCAGCGUCAUCUUCAGAGCCCAGUCUCAUCUCCCUCAGAUAGGAGAAGAUCCCUGCCCCUCAGUGGAUUAUCAACGGGUCAACUGACGGAUCAUUAUUCAAACUGUAUCAAACUCUCAGCAGAAAACAAAAUCAAUUCCAAGAAUGCUUUUGGUCUUCACCUGAUUGACUACAUGGCAGAGCUUCUCAAAUCAAAGACAGGAGAGAUGACGAAUUUCCAGGUUGCAAGUUGCACCCUUGAUGCCAGUGCUAAGAUCUAUGCAGGCAGAGUGGAUGCAAUCCAUGCUGAGACAUACAAGAUGCUGGGAGGACUCGGACAUGACAGACAGAGCAAACAUUCUGAAGGAGACGCAGAAGGAGGUGAAGGACCAGGGGCCAAUGAAGGAAAGAAGAAGAAGAGGGCACGUCAUUCUAACACAGUGGAGGCAAACUUGAAGAACAUUAACUUGACCAAACUGGACCUUGGAUUUGAGCCUGACCCACUUUUCCAGCGAACUUCAGCAGCCUUCGAUGAGGGCGGAUCCUUUGGUCUUCUCCUUAACCACCUUCACUGUAGGGAUGAUGGCUGUGAGCUGCUCCUAGACUCCAACACCAUCAUCAAUAAUGAAGAGGAACCAGCGAAAUCAGAGAAAGGCACACAGACCAUGGUCGAUAUGAAUGAAAUUACAGAGAUCUACAAUGGAGUGAGUUUAGAGAGCCUUCAGAUUUGUCCUGAGUUUGCUGACUUUGAGUUCGCAAACUGGAGUGCUGAAAGAGAGGAGGGCGUCACCUCCAUGAUCAGCAAGAUGGCUGCCGCCGACGGUCAGCAGGCCUUUGAUGUCCACGCCAUCCCCGAACCCUUGGAGGAGGAGCCUGCCGAUCACAUGGGUAUGGGAGGAGACCACUUUGAAGGAGGGGGGUUCAGUGAUGAUGAUGAUGGAGGGGAGGCGCUACCGGGCAUGGACCAACCCUCUAUGUUCACCUCCGAUAAUUCAGACGCCACCAUCAUGAUUGGUCGGUCUGCAUCGAGCUCGGUGUCUGUAAACACAGGAGGCAAGCUCUGUCUACAGCUCUCCCUCGAACCCUCUGAGUAUUCCUACUUCAACAUGGAUGUCCUCAACACGUGGGCAGGACCACAGCACUGGAAACUCAAGCCUAAAUCAAAAGAUUCCGCGACAGCAGAGGAAGGCACCAAGAAAGCUGCGUCAAAGAAACCACUUUUCAGGUUAAACUACGACGAUGAGGUUGACUUCGACAAGUUCUUUGGUGAAAGCAAGGCUGCUACCACACUCUCCCAGUCCACUCUUAACAAAUAUAACAAGAGUGAGCUUACACUGCCCGAUCAAGAUGAUGAUUACAAGCCUACUAGUCUCCUAAAGAUGUUCCUCAGGCCUAACUUCAUGAUGAAACGACAGGCUGCCAACACCAACAAUGAAUCUCUGGAUGAUGGCAUAGAUGGCUAUGACUAUAACAAUGAGAAUGACUGCGCUAACUUCUGUCCUGCUGCAGGGGGUGGAGAUGAUGACGAUGAUGACAGCAGCCAUGCCCCUGGCAGUAUGACCUAUGACCUCGACUCCAUGAGUCAGACCUCAGCCGGUAGCCACAGUGGCUUCCUCAACAACAGCAUCUUUGAUGCCACGAUGCUGCAGGGAGACAGGCUGGUUGCUCAGCCUCACAAGGUGAGCAAGAUCAACAUCCAGUACGCCCGCACAGCCAAGAAGAUGGAUGUUAAGAGGCUCAAGAACCACAUGUGGGGCUUCCUGACUAAGCCUGAGGCCGAUAAGGAGAACGUGAGCAACGAGGCCGAUGCAGAUGGCGUCGCCGGCACUCAGUCCUUCUGCGACAUGUACACCACCCUCCCAGAUAAGAUGAGCAAAACAAUGUCCAAGAACCUGAGCAUCCCCAUCGCCUUCGUCUGUCUGCUUCAUCUCUGUAACGAGAAGAGCCUUAGUCUAACCGUUCAGGCAGAGGGCUUGGAAGAUCUCCUCAUCACCCAAGAUUAAACCAAUCCUCGAAGCCUUACAUCAUUCUAGAGAAGAACGUCCACUAUCAACCC